AUGAAUAAUAAUAAUUAUAAUAGUAUUAAUGGUAAUAAUAAUAAUGUUAAUAAAAACUCAAAUACCAACAACAAUAUUAAUAAUAUAGCAAACAAUAGUAAUAAUGCAGUACAUCAUAACAAUAACAAUAAUAAUAAUAAUAAUAAUAACAGUAUAGCCAAACCAUUUUAUAAUAAUCAUUUUUAUUUAAAUGAAAAUAAUGAAAAUAUAUACCCAACCAAACAAAAAUGUUAUUUUAAAUUAUUUAUUUCAGAUAUUUAUAGAUUAAAGUAUGUUACAACAUCCAAAAGAUUUUUAUUUCAACAAAGAAUACCCACGAAAUAUAUAGAGAUAUUUGGACAUAUUGUAUCUUUUCAAAAGAAAAAAAAAUUUGGUUUAAUGACAAUAGAGAUGACUUUGGAUGAUGGGACAGGGUCUGUAGAAUGCGAAUAUUUUUUAAUAGAUACACCAGACCCAAAGUUCUCAACCAAUCAAAACCCAAUUAGAAAGUUGACUUAUUUUUUUUAA
Messenger RNA from Dictyostelium purpureum, 507 nucleotides. RefSeq lists its product as uncharacterized. NCBI's taxonomy places the organism in Eukaryota, Evosea, Eumycetozoa, Dictyosteliales, Dictyosteliaceae. The record is from RefSeq and is a predicted model, not a curated record. The transcript has a single exon. The coding region runs from base 1 to 507 and encodes 168 amino acids.